AUGAAUGGUUCAAAUCAUCAUAUUCAAAGCAGUAGUUUACCUAGAUUACCUUCAUUUCAACAAUUGAAUGAAACCAUCCGAAACCCUGAAAUAGCGCAGGUUCCACCGCUGCAACAAUCACAAUCUCAAUCACAACAGAAUCUUCAAAACCAUCAACUAUCAAAUCACAGAUUUCAAUACACCAAUAAUGAUUAUAAAACCUUAAUGCAAUAUAACAAUCCAAAUUAUACACAAAAUGGCGUUAAUAAUACCAAUUCAACCAAUAAUAUAAGUAUGGAAUAUUCUUAUGGGCCAUCAUUACAUGGCCGUCAUGAAAGUUAUCCUAACCAAUAUACGUAUCCUAAUCCAGAUGUAUUGAAACAACCAUUAACUAAUCGAAAUUCCCUGACUUAUAUGGAUAGGAAUAAAGCAUAUUCUUAUGGACACGAAUUUGCCAACCAAUUGAAUAAUGGGAAAAUUGGCAAUACCAUAGGAGAGUAUAAAUUUGUUAACGAUUUAAUUCAAUUCUUGAUGAGAUUUGAAAUCAAGUGUAAUGAAUUGAAGCGUUGUGGUCCUAAUGGUGCUUCUGAAUUGAAUGAUAUUGGUGUCAACAAUGAAGUUAGUAAUUUAACGGAGAACUUCAUGUCGGCAUUACCUGUUGAAGAUUUGGAUGAGGCGUUGAGUAAUAUUAAGAGAAUUGCUCAGAUUUUUGAAACUAUUAAAGUUCAUAAUGAACAUACUAAAACAAAUGGAUUAAAGAGAAGCGGGUUAUUUGUUUAUGAAAAUGGGAUUAAAAAGCAACACAUUGAGAAGAAGAAACAUAUUCGCAAAAGACAAUCAAAAAAUGGAAACAUUAAUGGGUCAUUGAUUGCAGGUGGGGAACUUGUCCCUAUGGAUGUGCAUAUCAGUCAAAAUGGUUCAACUACCAGUACCACCAAUGGCAAUGGUACUCAUACAAAUAAGAAUGGCAAUAGCAAUAACAAUAGCAAUAGCAAUAGCAAUAGCAAUAGCAAUAGCAAUGGCAAUGGAAUUGAUCAUCAUGAAAUUGCUUCUGGAGAGCAUAAUGUCAGUAUGAAGCGAUUUUCGUCUACUGGUGAAUUGAACCCACAGAUGACAUUGAAACCUGAGAUUACUUGUCAGCAUUGCUGUUCACAAGAAACACCAGAAUGGAGACGUGGUCCAGAAGGAAGUCGAACAUUGUGUAAUGCCUGUGGAUUGUUUUAUUCCAAGUUGAUUAAAAAAUACGGAUUACGAGAAGCAGAUAAAGUUAUGUUGCAACGCAAACAAACUGGUACUGUUAAUGACAGAAGAAUUUUUUAA
Molecule: messenger RNA, 1299 nt
Organism: Candida tropicalis MYA-3404
Lineage: Eukaryota; Fungi; Ascomycota; Pichiomycetes; Serinales; Debaryomycetaceae
Exons: 1
Coding region: 1-1299 (432 amino acids)
Biological process (GO): regulation of DNA-templated transcription
Molecular function (GO): sequence-specific DNA binding; zinc ion binding
Source: RefSeq, a predicted model, not a curated record